Messenger RNA from Musca domestica (house fly), 2036 nucleotides. Its product is annotated as ras-related protein Rab-3. Gene Ontology annotation, molecular function: GTPase activity; GTP binding. Gene Ontology annotation, biological process: protein localization to plasma membrane; protein secretion; regulation of exocytosis. Gene Ontology annotation, cellular component: plasma membrane; endosome; synaptic vesicle. The coding region runs from base 351 to 1013 and encodes 220 amino acids. The record is from RefSeq and is a predicted model, not a curated record. The transcript has 6 exons. NCBI's taxonomy places the organism in Eukaryota, Metazoa, Arthropoda, Insecta, Diptera, Muscidae.
GAACGAGAACAUCUGGUGGUCUUUUCGAAAACUAGAAAUAGAUAAACGAAAAAAAAUUGUGGACAUUUUAAGAAUGAAAUUGCAGUGAGGAAAGGAUACAAUUCCAAGAAAGUAAAGAGAAUAUAAGAAUCAAAGAGAACUCACCGCUGUUUACAACUCUCCAUGUCCACAGUCAUCUAUGUGUAUGUGUGACAGGGCAAAAAACGUUAGUAUACAACAUUUUGACCUGAAUUUUCUGCGUGAGAGAGAAAGGCAACAACAACAACAACAACCCGACACCUAAAAGUGAAUCUUGGAAUUUUCAUUUUCUAAAGCAGACAGUAGCAGAGAAAGAAAACAACAAAACAAAGAUGGCUGGUGCUGGUGAUCCAAAAUGGCAAAAAGACGCUUCCGAUCAGAAUUUCGAUUAUAUGUUCAAAUUGUUGAUAAUUGGCAAUUCGAGUGUGGGCAAAACAAGUUUCCUCUUCCGCUAUGCCGAUGACAGCUUUACAUCUGCCUUUGUGUCAACGGUUGGCAUUGAUUUUAAAGUGAAAACAGUGUUUCGGCAUGACAAGCGGGUGAAGCUGCAGAUAUGGGACACUGCAGGCCAAGAGCGUUAUAGAACAAUAACAACAGCAUAUUACCGUGGCGCCAUGGGUUUCAUUUUGAUGUAUGAUGUCACAAAUGAGGACAGUUUUAAUUCUGUACAAGAUUGGGUAACUCAAAUCAAAACCUAUUCGUGGGACAACGCACAAGUCAUUCUGGUGGGCAACAAAUGCGACAUGGAAGACCAGCGAGUAAUCUCCUUUGAACGUGGCCGACAAUUGGCCGAUCAAUUGGGAGUGGAAUUUUUCGAAACAUCGGCCAAAGAGAAUGUUAAUGUUAAGGCUGUUUUUGAACGUUUGGUCGACAUUAUAUGCGACAAAAUGUCCGAAAGUUUAGAUGCUGAUCCGACGUUAGUGGGCGGAGGCCAGAAAGGCCAAAGACUGACCGAUCAACCUCAAGGCACACCCAAUGCUAACUGCAAUUGUUAGAUUCCUUGUGUUUAUGUUUUACAACAGCAGCAACAACAACAAAUUCACAAAACAAAACAACCAAACAAAAUAGAUUAUUCAGAAAUCAACAACAACAAACAACAAAUAAAAAAUAGACAAAAUAAGUUUAUGUUUUUUAAACAAAUUAUGAAUGAUUGAUACAUAUUCCAGAGAACAGCAAAGAAAAAAUCCACAAGAAAUCCAUACAGAAACAUAAAUCAACUGAUAUAAAAACAAAUUAUAAAUAAAUAUUAAAUAAAUUAAAAACAAAAACAAAAAAACAAACAAAUUAAAAGGAAAAUUAUACAUAUUUACAAAUUAUUAAAUAAUAUUAAUCUAUAUAUUUAAAAUAAUAAAAAGAAGAAAACAAAAACUAAAUAAAUAAUAUAAUUGAAAGGAAAUAUACAAAAUAAGCCUAAAUUUAACUAAAUGAAAAUCAUAAAAAAAUAAAAUGAAAAUGUUAAACUUAGUAAAAAUUGUCAUAACACAUAUUAUUAUUAUUGUAAUAUUAUAAACAAAUUAUUAUAAAAACAAUUAUUAUUCUUGUAUCAUUAUGGCAUUAUGUAUUAUCAUGACUAUAAAUUAUUAUUAAUAUUAUUGAUUGAUUGUCAUAUAAACAAAAUUAUUAUGAUUAUUAUUAUUGAUUGAUUGAUUGAUUAUUGUCAGUGUAUUGUCUCAUGUAUUGCGAAAAUUAAAAAAUAAAUAUUAAAAAAAGAAAAUAAUAAAUAAAUAUAUAUACAUAUACAAAAAUAAAAACAAAAAAACAAAACAAAACAGCCUAAAUGAAUUUAAGCUAAAAACAACACAAAUCAUUCCCUUAAUCAUUGUUUAUAAAAAAAAAAAACAAAAACAAAAGAUGUAUGAAUUGUUCAAAACCGAUUGAAAACACUAAACCAAGUAAUAAUCCUAAAAGCAUGGAAUAAAUUAUACAUACAUACAACAACACACAUACAUACAUGCAAACAUAUAUGUUAAUCAAUAAAUUAAAUUCAAACUGCUAUUGGUAACAGUUAUUGGACAAAA